Enterobius vermicularis (human pinworm) is the source of this 1209-nucleotide messenger RNA. NCBI's taxonomy places the organism in Eukaryota, Metazoa, Nematoda, Chromadorea, Rhabditida, Oxyuridae. The record is from the annotation of a GenBank genome assembly.
AUGCGGAUAUCCCAAACUCGUCACGUCCUCCUGAACGGUAUUGUUGAGCAGAACUCGAAACGGCCGCUUCUGGGUGUUGCCGAAGCCUCAGCCUUAUCAACAAACGAUGAAACGCUUUCGAAACUUCUGCUCAAAUUGAAUACUCCAGAUGCUUUGGAUGAUGAAUUUGCAGUAAUUCCGAACAAACGAAUGUCUGCUGGCGUGUCAACAAGUCAAAAACCGGAUAAUAUGAAAAAAAAUAGAACUCGCUCUAUUGUUCCUUACGAAGAUACUCGGGUAAUGUUGCAUCCGAACAAGUACAACCGUACUGGAUAUAUUAACGCUUCGAACGUUCAGAUUCCACUCGGUGAUCGCCUUUUACGCUAUAUCGUAGCACAAGCUCCAAUGCGUGAUACUAUCGAAGAUUUUUGGCAAAUGGUUUGGGAGUCAGGGGCUCAGUUAAUUGUUAUGCUUUGCGAUGCUCAGGAGAAGCCAUCAAUUGCGCCUUACUAUUGGCCAAUAAAAGAGAAGAGCAAGGUUCGGAUGAAUGACUUUACGGUAACCUUAAUUAAAAGCACUCCGAGCCAAUACCAAACCACUUCAGUUUUACACUUGAAGUGUAUAUCGAGCGGUGAAAAGCGAACGAUUUAUCAUCUAAGAUUCCACGACUGGAACACUGGAAGCAUACCGCCAAGCGAAGAAGCGUUGUUAGGUUUUAUUGAUGCUGUAAACAGUGUGAAAAGGCAUUUGGACAAUGAACGUUUGAAGGAGUCUGACUCUGGAGUUGUAAUGAUGUCCAGUAGUUCAAAACAACGAAGCAGGAGCACUAGUCGGGCAAAUUUAACAGAUGUUACAAAUCGUAAUAGAUCUCAGUCUACUGAAGGUGGUUCUUGGAAGAAAAGGUUGCAGUUUGUUAACACUGGUUAUAGUGUAAAUUCACCAAGCCAGUCUGAAGCGUCUUCGGAAUGUUCGUCGGCUGGAAUCAAUGCGGCAAUAUCUAGUGAAAGUCCACCGACAGUAAUUCACUGUUUUUCUGGUGCACACGAAUCUGGGGUUUACCUACUUGCUGAACUGAUGAUACAUUGUAUCGAACAUAAUUUGAAUGUGGAUAUAAGCAAAGCUUUGAGGAUGUUAAGGCAACAGCGAAUGUGUUUGGUAAAAACUGUGGAACAGUAUCGUUUUGUUUAUUCUUUGCUAGCAAUAUAUUUGCAAAAAUCGCGUUUGAUUUAG